CAUUGUGGGAGCCUGCUGGUAGGACUUGGAAGAUGAACGUUCCAUGUUUGCUGAAGGCUAGAGGAAAGUGGAGAGGCUUACCAGUUACAUUGAAGUCAUCCCUAUUCCAAGAUCUACAUGAUUUCUGCUGUCGGAAAAAAUCCACUAAACCUAAAAGAAUUAUUACUAGUUUUGGUGAAAAUGCAAAGGAGUCUGGAAAUGUACUUAGUAAGGUCUUCUCUUCAGAAGAACAAGCUUCCAUCCUGCAUGUGUUGAAUACAGCAUCUAACAAAGAACUUGAAGCCUUCAAAUUGCUUCGUGGAAGAAAGUCCAUCAAUAUUGUAGAGCACAGAGAAAAGUAUGGGCCAUUUCAGAAUUCAGAGAGCUUGAUUAAUGUGCCUUUGUUCCAGUAUAAAACUGUCAUUCAAGUUUGUAACUCAAUUCUUUGUCCAGAGACUGGACAGAAAAAAAAAAGUCCAGAAAGCCAGCAGUUAAGAAACCUCAUCAAACCAAACAUAGAAAGAGAAAGACUUAAGGCAACUAACAGUAUCGUGUCUGUUGUUUUUGGUACUCGAAGAAUUGCGUGGACUCACCUUGAUCGUACACUGGCAGUGCUGGACUGGCAGCACAGUGACUGUUGGAAAUUAAGGAGUAAAACAAACCCGUCAUCAGUUUAUUUAGAAGAGAUUUCUUCAAUCAUUUCAAAGAUGCCAAAAGCAGACUUCUAUGUUUUGGAAAAGACAGCACUUUCGAUUCAGAACUCAACUCUGUUCCCCAUUCUGUUACACUUUCACAUCACAGAAGCCAUGCUGUAUGCCUUGCUAAAUACAACUUAGGCCCAGAAUGGCCAACAUCAGGUACUGAGCAUAAGUCGAAAUGCAGUGGGGAAGCACUUUGAACUGAUGAUUGGUGACUCUCGAACUAGUGGAAAAGAGCUAGUCAAGCAGUUCAUAUCGGACUCUGUGCUGAAGGCGGAGCCUCGGGUGUUCUUCCCGAGGGAUAAAGUAGUGCAAUAUAGAGAGAGAUUUUUAUCUAACUCACACAGAAUAGAAGAGUUAUAUGAUUCAUUAUUACAAGCUGUUGCUUUCUAUGAAUUAGCAGUUUUUGACACUGGCUCUUAGAAUCCUGAGUUAAUGUGAUUCCUCUAAUGUUAUGUUUAUAAACUGAUAUUGUCAAACCAGCUGUUCUGAACAUUCAUGUUAAAGAAGAA
Octodon degus (degu) is the source of this 1189-nucleotide messenger RNA. RefSeq names its product transcription elongation factor, mitochondrial-like. Lineage: Eukaryota; Metazoa; Chordata; Mammalia; Rodentia; Octodontidae. Gene Ontology annotation, cellular component: mitochondrial nucleoid. Gene Ontology annotation, molecular function: nucleic acid binding; DNA polymerase processivity factor activity. Gene Ontology annotation, biological process: transcription elongation by mitochondrial RNA polymerase; mitochondrial transcription. The record is from RefSeq and is a predicted model, not a curated record.